Molecule: messenger RNA, 3255 nt
Organism: Octodon degus (degu)
Lineage: Eukaryota; Metazoa; Chordata; Mammalia; Rodentia; Octodontidae
Gene: Flrt1
Product: fibronectin leucine rich transmembrane protein 1
Exons: 2
Coding region: 590-2614 (674 amino acids)
Molecular function (GO): protein binding
Source: RefSeq, a predicted model, not a curated record
UUGGUAAAGAAAAAGAGGGUUAAAAGGCACGCAGCGGCCUUUCAGAGGAAGUGGGGGCCUACAGACAAAGGGGGAAAGUUGAAAGAGGGCCAAGGAAGCGGCAAGCAGGGAGAGGUCACCUCCCUGGGACGGCGUGGGACAUGCCCUGGGAGCAAGGGGCCAGAACACCCUCGGGCCCCACUCCCAGGCCCCUGGGGUUGCACAGGGUGUCCUUGUGCACCCAGAGUGAAGGCCCCUCACUCCAGAUGGACUAGGGAGCCAAGGAUGCUGCCUGGGACUUGCAGCCUCAUCUGAACAGGGCAGCCCAGAAAGGAGAAAAGCAUAAGAUCCGCCUCUUCGAGCCUCCAGCAUCUCCCACACUGCCAGAAUACAGUGCAGGCUGUAGUCUGCACUCCAAGAAGCUUUUGUCCUGUAGGACCACAGGGGCAGGAAUGUGAGGGUGGCCUGGGCCAACGGUGUCCCUUGGAGCAACAUCAGCAAGGGCCUCAGGAGCAGUCACUCUGUGGGAUCCUGCAGCCCAAGCGCUGUGGCAGCAAGGAGGUGUCAAGGCUGCACAUCAGGUGACACUGGGCUCCCCCAGCCAUCCACCAUGGUGGUGGCACACCCCACUGCCACUGCCACUGCCACACCCACUGCAACUGUCACAGCCACUGUCAUGAUGACCACGGCCACCAUGGACCUACGGGACUGGCUGUUUCUCUGCUAUGGGCUCAUUGCUUUCCUGACAGAGGUCAUUGACAGCACCACAUGCCCCUCUGUGUGCCGCUGUGACAAUGGCUUCAUCUACUGCAAUGACCGGGGGCUCACCUCCAUUCCCUCAGACAUCCCUGAUGAUGCCACGACCCUCUACCUGCAGAACAACCAAAUCAACAAUGCCGGCAUCCCCCAAGACCUCAAGACCAAGGUCAAUGUGCAGGUCAUCUACCUGUAUGAGAACGACCUGGAUGAGUUCCCCAUCAACUUGCCACGCUCCCUGCGGGAGCUGCACCUUCAGGACAACAAUGUACGCACCAUCGCCAGGGACUCGCUGGCCCGCAUCCCAUUGCUGGAGAAGCUGCACCUGGAUGACAACUCCGUGUCCACUGUGAGCAUCGAAGAGGAUGCCUUUGCCGACAGCAAACAGCUCAAGCUGCUCUUCCUGAGCCGCAACCACCUGAGCAGCAUCCCCCCAGGGCUGCCGCACACACUGGAGGAGCUGCGGCUGGAUGACAAUCGCAUUUCCACCAUCCCCCUGCAUGCCUUCAAGGGACUGCACAGCCUGCGGCGCCUAGUGCUGGAUGGCAAUCUGCUGGCCAACCAGCGCAUUGCUGAUGACACCUUCAGCCGCCUGCAGAAUCUCACAGAGCUCUCGCUGGUACGCAACUCUCUGGCCGCCCCACCCCUCAACCUGCCCAAUGCCCACCUACAGAAGCUGUACCUGCAAGACAAUGUCAUCAGCCACAUCCCUUAUAACACACUGGCCAAGAUGCGUGAGCUGGAGCGCUUGGAUCUGUCCAACAACAACCUCACCACUCUGCCCCGUGGCCUAUUUGACGACCUGGGCAACCUGGCACAGCUGCUGCUCAGGAACAACCCCUGGUUCUGCGGCUGCAACCUCAUGUGGCUGCGGGACUGGGUGAAGGCCCGGGCAGCUGUGGUUAAUGUGCGCGGCCUUAUGUGCCAGGGCCCUGAGAAGGUCCGAGGUAUGGCCAUCAAGGACAUCACCAGCGAGAUGGAUGAAUGCUUUGAGACAGGGUCGCAGGGUGGUGCAGCCAAUGCAGCUGCUAAGACCACAGCCAGCAACCACGCCUCAGCCACCACGCCCCAGGGCUCACUGUUCACCCUCAAAGCCAAGAGACCUGGGCUGCGCCUCCCUGACUCCAACAUUGACUACCCCAUGGCCACAGGCGAUGGCGCCAAGACCCUGGUCAUCCAAGUGAAGCCCCUGACAGCAGAUUCCAUUCGCAUCACAUGGAAGGCAACGCUCCCUGCCUCUUCCUUCCGGCUCAGCUGGCUACGCCUGGGCCACAGCCCUGCAGUGGGCUCCAUCACAGAGACCCUGGUUCAGGGGGACAAGACAGAGUACCUGCUCACCGCCCUGGAACCCAAGUCCACCUACAUCAUCUGCAUGGUCACCAUGGAGACUGGUAACACCUAUGUGGCUGAUGAGACACCUGUGUGUGCCAAGGCAGAGACGGCCGACAGCUAUGGCCCUACCACUACACUCAACCAGGAACAGAAUGCUGGUCCCAUAGUGGGACUGCCCCUGGCAGGCAUCAUUGGUGGUGCUGUGGCUCUCGUCUUCCUUUUCCUGGUCCUGGGGGCUAUCUGCUGGUAUGUACACAGAGCUGGUGAGCUGCUGACCCAGGAGAGGGCCUAUAACCGGGGCAGCAGGAAAAAGGAUGAUUAUAUAGAAUCGGGGACCAAGAAAGAUAACUCUAUCCUGGAGAUCCGUGGCCCUGGGCUGCAGAUGCUGCCCAUCAACCCAUACCGCGCCAAAGAGGAGUAUGUGGUCCACACCAUCUUCCCCUCCAACGGCAGCAGCCUCUGCAAAGGCACACAUACCAUCGGCUAUGGCACCACGCGGGGCUACCGGGACGGGGGCAUCCCUGACAUCGACUAUUCAUACACAUGAUGCCAGCCCACUGAACCCCAGCCCUGGCUGCCAUCAGGAGUGGUGCCCAGCUCUGCCCAGCCCACUGCCAUCCCAGAGAGCAAGGAAGAAAAACUAAUCUCGUAACUCCCCCAGCAGAAAGCAAAGUUUAGGAAAAGUUGAUGAUUUUCUAGAACAUACCAGUGGGAGGGGGAAAAAAACCACACAUUUUUAAAUGUUUUAAAAGGAAAGGGAAUCUGACAUUGUUGGAGACAUAAUUUAUCCCAAAUUAUGCCAACUGGGGAGGGAAGAACAAAAAUAAUACCGAAGGAAGGGUUGGGUUGGGGAUUUUUUUUCCUGAACUGGAAAAAUACUACCUGUACAACGUUUGUGUACACCUUGCACUGUUUGGGGCUGUCACAAAAGAACCAUCAAAGAGAAGCCACUGACAUGCAGGUCCCCCUCAGCAUCCUGCUACCAGCUGCUCACAGGCAACAAUGCUAUGGAAGAUUUUCAGGCACCUCACAAAAGGAGAAGGGCAAAGAAAAGAUCUUUUGCUCUGGAGAUAUUGUCCUGAAAUCUCUUCCCUCGUUCUUUCCAUGCCAUUUCCCUGACAGAUUUGCAGAAAGAGAAAGUCUUUCUUUCACUGCAGUCUUGGAACAAUUAAUAUAGUCAAUUAAAAA